UCCCCGGAUGAUGAUCGCAGGUUUUCUCAUCGGCCACGUUGUCCUCAGAUCGAGCUGCCCUUUGAUCUACAGGCGCACGCGGGCCGAUGUCUUCCUCAGCUGUGCCUCAUCCAAACUCGGACGGCAAUUCCGAGGCAGCAGACCUCUUUGCUCAACGAAUAUGGACGUCUUCUCACCAUCGCAGGUCUACUACGACGCGUGUGCUUCGUCCCCGGACAGCCUGGAGUUCGGCCCCGAUGCAGAGAACGACUGCUCCGACGAGGAGGACGAGCACGUGAGGAUCCCCGGAGCCCCCCACCAGCCGGGUCACUGCCUCCAGUGGGCCUGCAAGGCCUGCAAGCGCAAGUCCAACUUUGUGGACCGCAGACGGGCUGCAACCAUGCGCGAGCGCCGGCGGCUGAAGAAGGUCAACCACGCUUUCGAGGCCCUCAGGCGCUGCACCUCGGCCAACCCCAGCCAGCGUCUGCCCAAGGUGGAGAUCCUGCGCAACGCCAUCCAGUACAUCGAGAGCCUGCAGGAUCUGCUACACGAGCAGGUGGAAAACUACUACGGCCUACCUGGAGGGAGCAGCUCGGAGCCCGGGAGCCCGCUGUCCAGCUGCUCUGACGGCAUGGUCGACAGCAACAGUCGAGUGUGGCAACAUCUGAAUGCAAACUACAGCAACAGUUAUUCAUAUGCGAGGAACGAGAGUUCAGGAGAUAAAACAGUCGGGGCCUCCAGUCUGGAGUGUCUCUCCAGCAUCGUGGACCGUCUGUCCUCGGUGGGGUCCAGCUGCGGACCGCCGGCUCAGAGAGACAUGGCCACCUUCUCCCCCGGCAGCUCCGACUCGCAGCCCUGCACGCCGGAAAGCCCCGGAACCCGGCCCGUCUACCACGUCCUGUGAAGGAAACGUUGACGUGGAUAUACGAGCGCCCUGCUUUCACCAAACACCAGCUGCAUUUGAAACGAGAGAUAAGAACUUCAUUGUGUGCAAAGCCGAAGGAGACUCGGCUGUAUCUGAGGAC
Molecule: messenger RNA, 1004 nt
Organism: Anoplopoma fimbria (sablefish)
Lineage: Eukaryota; Metazoa; Chordata; Actinopteri; Perciformes; Anoplopomatidae
Gene: myf5
Product: myogenic factor 5
Exons: 4
Coding region: 8-883 (291 amino acids)
Biological process (GO): regulation of transcription by RNA polymerase II; muscle organ development; positive regulation of myoblast differentiation
Molecular function (GO): DNA-binding transcription factor activity, RNA polymerase II-specific; protein dimerization activity; RNA polymerase II cis-regulatory region sequence-specific DNA binding
Source: RefSeq, a predicted model, not a curated record